Molecule: messenger RNA, 2331 nt
Organism: Protopterus annectens (West African lungfish)
Lineage: Eukaryota; Metazoa; Chordata; Ceratodontiformes; Protopteridae
Gene: ADAD1
Product: adenosine deaminase domain containing 1
Exons: 13
Coding region: 338-2080 (580 amino acids)
Biological process (GO): RNA processing; adenosine to inosine editing
Cellular component (GO): nucleolus; cytoplasm
Molecular function (GO): double-stranded RNA binding; double-stranded RNA adenosine deaminase activity; tRNA-specific adenosine deaminase activity
Source: RefSeq, a predicted model, not a curated record
UGUGUCUCUGGAGCUAUAUGCAUUACAUAUAUUACGUGAAAAGUUAAGAAAGCUGUAUCGUAGUUACACACUCUUCAAAUUCUACCAUUUUAACUCACGGGGAAAUCGUCGCAGUGUCGACAACUUGUAUUACAUGUGGUUGAACCUUGGAAGUCAGUUAGCAAAGGGAAGGACAAUGCUUUGAAACAAAACACAUGUAGUGAAUAGUGAACAUUACACUACAGUUUUAAAUCCGGCUAUAUUAUACAUAGGUUAUGCGAAGAUAAUUGAUUUCAGCAUGCGCUACAAAAGUGGUUUGUGAGUCGUAAGUGGAAAGAAAGUGCCUGGAAGAUCAGCAAUGGCUAGCAGUAAUCCCUGGAGUCAGAGUUCAAGAGGGCCCAGUUUUGCACAGAUUUUGAGAAAGAACAUCCCUGGUGAAACACUGGUGCAUAGUAUAGGAGCAAGCCAUUCAUAUUUUCCAUCUGCAGAUUAUUCAGAUCGUGAUUUAGGAGUGGAAAAAGUGACUCAAAUCACAGGUCAUAUUCCAGAGCCUUCUUUGUCUAAGGCCGUUGCUUCUGUUCCCAAUACUGCCCUCCCUCCAAAGAGGAUACCGCUUGACUUCAUAGAAAAGUACAAAAGAGCUGAAAUUAACCCAGUGUCUGCUUUGAAUCAGUUUGCUCAGAUGCAGCGGUUGCAGUAUGAAUUGAAGGAAACAGUGACACCUGGGAAUGUUAUCGGCUGUUACUUUGCAUUCUGUGCGGUGAUAGAUGGAUAUAAUUACAAGACUGGUGUGGGGCCAAAUAAAAAAGAAGCAAAGGCAAAUGCUGCCAAGUUGGCUCUUGAUGAACUACUGCAGUUAAAUGUUUCUGAAGGCAAAAUUCCAGUUCCAGAGGCAGCAGGGCCUCCUUUGUUGCCUGUUGAAUCGAACAUAAUUCCUGAGAAAAAUUACAUUUCUAAAGUACCUAGUGUGAGAACACAUUUGGAUGGAAAAAUUUUACAAUGUGUCAAGGUAACUUUUGGUAAUCUGGUUGAAAAGCACCCUGAAUAUGAAAGCUGUGGAAGUUCAUUAGCUGCAUUUGUAGUUGAAACAGUUGGACAGGUUUGUGAAGUUGUGGCUCUGGGUACAGGAGAGGUGCAAUUCAGUAAAAAUAUUCAGAUUGACGGACGGGUUGUUCAUGACUCCCAUGCUCUUGUCACUGCAAGACGUGCCCUGGUUAGAUACUUUUACAGACAGCUUCUGCUUUUCUUCAGUAAAAAUGUUGGCAUGAAAGAGAAAUCUAUAUUCUGCGUUGAACCCAAUUCAAAAUUACUAACACUGAAGCAGAAUACCAGUAUUCAUCUUUAUUUGAAUAAUUUGCCAAAAGGAGCUGCUCAAAUUAAGACACAGCUGUGUCUGAAACCACAUUCUUUAUCUGCAUUUGAGGCAAACCAGGAUGUGGGCCUUCAUGUUGUCAUUGGAGGCAAAGUUUAUCCUACUGUUUGUUGUCCUGCUCAAGUUGAUAAUGUUUGCAGUAUGUCAGCAAGUGACAAGCUCACCCGAUGGGAGGUUCUUGGUGUUCAAGGUGCCCUGCUGAGUCAUUUCAUCCAACCUGUUUACCUCAGUAGUAUUUUAAUAGGUAAUGCAUCUUGCUCGGAUACUAAAGGGCUAGAAAUAGCUGUCCAGCAGCGUGUUGAUGAUGCAUUAACAUCAAAGUUGCCAAUGUUUUUUCUAGUCAACAGACCUCACAUAGGCCUUGUGCCUUCUGUGUUUCCUGCAUGGGGAAGGUCUGAACUCAGAACACUCAGUCUCAACUGGACUCACGGGGAUGUUUCAUUUGAAGUUGUGAACGGUGAGGCUGGGAAGAUUACUGAAAGAUCACCAUUUAAAAGUGGUGCUUCAAUGGCAAGUCGUCUUUGUAAACUGGCAAUGUUAAACCGUUUCAGCUUACUUGCUAAGGAAACCAACAGAGAAGAUUUGCUGAAAGUUGCUACCUACCAUGAAGCAAAGAUGAUGUCCAUCUCAUAUGUAGAAGCUAAGUGUGUAUUUAAAUCCUACUUGGAGCAGAAAGGCUAUGGAUCUUGGAUUGUCAAAUCCCGGCGGAGUGACCAUUUCAGCUUGUGAUCACUUGCUUAUUAUUUUUUUUGUUUUAAAAAAAUCUACAAAGACGUUUGAGAUUGUUUUCUGGCUGUGCGGGAGCUUAGCUGUGCUUUCUGAUUAUAGUUAUAUUUUCUUUCCUUCUGACCUUUCAAUGAUAUGUAAAGGAGUGCUUUCAUUGUGUUACUUCUGUUUGUUUUUCCAUAUAGAACUUUUGCAACCUAUGUAUGUAUACCAUUUCCUUUCCUCCUUAUAAUUAAAAAAAAAAAUGGAACAAG